AGAAAGGGUUGAGAAGUGAAAGUGUUGGAUCAUCUUCUUCCCAUGUUUGUGUGAUUGAAACAAGAGAAAAAGAUGUUGCGGAGUUUAGACACCACUCACCUCACUCACCUCACCCUCAGAACUACCUUACUCCUUCGUUCAUUCCUCUCGUCUCCUUCUUCUUUUUCUUCUCAUUCCUCUCCCGCUUUCAAAACAAUCACUACUCUCUCACAAUCAAAAUCUUACUCUUUUCCUUCACUUUCUUCAACAAAACAACAUGCAUCUUCCUUCACCCUGCCUCUUUUUCGCUCAUCCGUUAUACGCUGCGUUUCUUCAUUUCCUACACUUCACUUGAACGAUGCCGUUUCUUGCUCCGAACUUGAUGCUCAUGCUCAUGCUCAUGCUGAUUCUACUCAUGAUGGAACCUUCGAUCAGGAUACCAAAGCUGCCAUUCCUGUUAGAGCUUUCUUCUUCUCUACCAGUGUUGAUUUAAAAACCUUGGUGGAGCAGAACAAACCAAACUUUGUCACACCAUCAUCACGAAUGACCAAUUAUGUAGUUCUCAAGUUUGGCAAUCUUGGCGAUUCCAAGGGUCCUGGUUCUUCUUUCUUGAAUGGAACAAAUGGCUGUUACAUGGUAGUUUUUCAGUAUGGCUCCAUUGUAUUGUUUAAUGUCUGCGAACACGAGGUUGAUGGCUAUUUGAAAAUUGUUAGGAAACAUGCAUCUGGUUUGCUUCCUGAAAUGAGAAAGGAUGAGUAUGAAGUUAGAGAAAAAUCAGCUUUAAGCACAUGGAUGCUAGGAGGACUAGAUUACAUAAUGUUACAAUACUUGGACGUUGAUGGAAUUCGAACUAUUGGCAGUGUACUAGGUCAAAGUAUUGCUCUUGAUUACUAUGGCCGGCAGGUUGACGGAAUGGUUGCAGAAUUUACAGACAUAAAUCGUGAGAUGGAAGCGACUGGAAAGUUCAAGAUGCAAAGGAAAAAACUUUUCCAGUUGGUUGGCAAGGCAAAUUCAAAUCUUGCUGAUGUGAUUCUAAAGCUUGGACUAUUUGAGAGAUCAGACAUCGCAUGGAAAGAUGCCAAAUACGGUCAGAUAUGGGAGUAUCUCCGGGAUGAAUUUGAGUUAACUCAGAGAUUUGCAAGUCUUGAUUUCAAGUUGAAAUUUGUGGAGCACAAUAUCCGAUUUCUACAAGAAAUUCUUCAAAACAGGAAAUCCGAUUUCCUAGAGUGGCUCAUUAUUGCAUUGAUUGGUGCUGAAAUUCUGCUGUCUCUAUAUGACAUUGUUCAACGGUCUGCAAUGAGUCUUUAGCAGCAAUUGGUGCGAAAAAGUAAAGCCCACAUGUCAAAGAACAAAUCAGGAGAGGAUAAGAGAUAUCAAUGAACAACCAUAACAAAACAUGAAUCAAGUGAUCAAACGGUUUUAUUUAUAUUGAUGCAGCUUUGGUGCACAAAAUUUCAUAUUUAUUUUCUCUUUCCGGUGGCAUGUACGACCAGCUUGGUGUUGUAGCCUAACAGAACUUUGUGCUACUCAUCAAGAUGUUGCCAAUGCAUUCAAAUAUCUCUUGUAAAUAGCAAUUUGAAACCAUUUGAACUCGGUUCUUUACUAGUUAGUUUGUAUAACUUACUAUAUAUGCAGUAUAAAACUAUACUGACAUGUUUUUUUGAAUAAAAAAUCAUCUGCCUAUUCAUUCUAUUGCAUCAA
This is a messenger RNA of Lathyrus oleraceus (garden pea), 1680 nucleotides long. RefSeq names its product protein RETARDED ROOT GROWTH-LIKE. NCBI's taxonomy places the organism in Eukaryota, Viridiplantae, Streptophyta, Magnoliopsida, Fabales, Fabaceae. The transcript is spliced from 7 exons. The coding region runs from base 73 to 1287 and encodes 404 amino acids. The record is from RefSeq and is a predicted model, not a curated record.